AUGGCAAUGACCGACAAGAAGCCAGGAAAUGCCGACAAAGAGAAGCAGUAUGCGACCAUCCGCGACUUACCAGAAGAGAUGCUCGAGCAAUGCUGCAAGUAUUCCGCCGUCCAGUCGCUCAAGGCAUUGCGCUUGACGUACAAGAAGAUACUGCCAGCGGCCACAAAGCAACUCUUCCGCCACGUUGAAGUGAUGCCGACAGAGUAG
Messenger RNA from Fulvia fulva, 207 nucleotides. RefSeq lists its product as uncharacterized. Bases 1 to 207 code for a protein of 68 amino acids. The record is from RefSeq and is a predicted model, not a curated record. Lineage: Eukaryota; Fungi; Ascomycota; Dothideomycetes; Mycosphaerellales; Mycosphaerellaceae. The transcript has a single exon.